CGUCAGACCCACGUGACUGAGAGACGCGUCUCGGGGACUGUCACGCUAUGGCUGAGCAAGCGGUGAUCGAGAACAGAGGGGUCAUUCAUAGAAUGCUGUCUACUGUUGGUGUUCCCAGUCUGGCCAGCAGUGUGUGGGGCUAUGUGGAUAAAACAAUAAGGUGGUGCUGGAUUCCCAACUGGCUGCCAUCGUGGUGUCCAACUUCAAAGAGCCAUCUGCAAGCUUCAGAGGAGAAGAUGCUGCAGUAUGUCAGCGCUGCAUUUACUAAAGAGUUCGUUCCCAUCUCCAACGACAAUCUUCUGUGGACCCUGACUUUUUGCAAUGACCAUGUUAAAGAUAAAACUCCCUUAGUUCUGCUGCAUGGCUUCGGCGGCGGGGUGGGCCUGUGGGCCCAGAAUCUGGAUGAUCUCUCCCAGCAUCGGCCUGUCUUUGCACUGGACUUACUGGGUUUUGGCCAGAGCAGCAGGCCUGUGUUCUCAACAGAUGCAGCAGAAGCAGAGGAUCAGUUUGUCGAGUCCAUAGAACAGUGGCGGGCCAGUGUGGGUCUGGAGUCUAUGAUACUUCUUGGCCACAAUCUGGGAGGAUACCUCGCUGUGUCAUACUCCAUUAAAUACCCAGGCAGAGUAAAGCACAUUGUCCUGGUUGAGCCCUGGGGUUUGCCUGAUCAUCCGGAGACGACAGAACCAGACCGGCCCAUCCCUGUGUGGAUCAAAGCCCUUGGUGCCAUGUUCAGUCCCUUCAACCCCCUGGCUGGCCUGCGACUGGUAGGACCACUGGGUCCCACUCUGGUGCAAACACUAAGACCCGACUUCAAGAAAAAGUUCUCCCUCGUGUUCACUGACAACACUGUGCCAGAUUACAUCUACCACCUGAACGUGCAAAGCCCCAGUGGGGAAACUGCUUUUAAGAAUAUGACUGCGCCAUGUGGCUGGGCCAAGAGGCCAAUGUUGCAGAGGAUUGACCAGCUGCAGUCUGAUAUCCCCAUCACCAUCAUUUAUGGCUCCCGCUCCAGCAUAGACAGCAUCUCGGGCAUCACCCUCAAAGGGAUGAGGCCACACGCUCAUGUGGACAUCAUAAUCCAGCUGCACAGAUCCAACCAACUGCAUUUGACGACAACAACUGUUCUGUAGCUCAAAGUGAACUGACAAUCCGUGGAGCCGGACACUAUGUGUAUGCCGACCAGCCUGAGGACUUUAACUACAAGGUCUUGGAAGCAUGUAACAAACUGGAAUGAAAGCGGAGACAAGCUUGAAUGUUGAACUCUAGUGGGGGGGAAAAAGGGGGACGGACAUCACUCUGUCACACACUGUGGAACCUCAGAAUCCCACAAAAAUAAGUGUUUGCACAUUAAAAAUAUUGCAAAGUGAACAGUGACCUGGUGUGACUCGUACAUGUUGUAUCAUCUGACCAGUGAGUCAGCUGUAUUCUUGGAAACUUGGUGAAUGGUAACUCUGAGUUGACAUCACUGAUCAGGGCCUGUUGGCCUCCAUCACAUGCUUAUUAUGCAGCACACAGAAUCGUGGCUGUGGCGUCACCUUUUUUUUUUUUUUCCCCCUUGUUAUAAAGGUUUUUUUGAACUCUCCCAAAUGCAGUAACUUCAGUGUUAAGUGAAUGCAGGUGAUUAUCACCUUUCAAUACCAUUUAUAAACCAUUUCAUGUAAAAACUAUUGAGAGAUAAAUUAUCACAUUUUUUUUUUCUAUUUCUGUGAGAUACUGAGAAUGAAUAUUUUAGCAUGCUUAUUUCAUAAAUCCAGUGACAGCUGCAAUAAUAAUGAUGAAUAUUAAUAUGAUCAUUUGAGUGAUGUCUGACUGAAGCACAACGGGUAUUUAGGAGUUACAGUUACAAUGUCAUGUAUUUGGUGUCCCAUGCAUUGUGUUCAGCCUAUGGUUUGUGGUUUUUCCCAUUUGAUUCUGAUACAGAUACAAAACCUCGGUAUACAGGACCACUGCAUCAGCAACAGGAAGAGGUUUUCGAUGAAUCUGCUUCCAAUAAUAGCAUGUGUCCUCUGUAAUGUGCUUUCCUGUCAAACACAAGUGGUCAUUUCAUCUGCAAUAACUGAAUAUCACCAUAAACCCUGUGUUGUACUCC
This is a messenger RNA of Oreochromis aureus, 2089 nucleotides long. RefSeq names its product abhydrolase domain containing 5a (gene abhd5a). The coding region runs from base 48 to 1130 and encodes 360 amino acids. Gene Ontology annotation, cellular component: lipid droplet. The transcript has 9 exons. The record is from RefSeq and is a predicted model, not a curated record. Gene Ontology annotation, biological process: negative regulation of triglyceride storage; positive regulation of triglyceride catabolic process. NCBI's taxonomy places the organism in Eukaryota, Metazoa, Chordata, Actinopteri, Cichliformes, Cichlidae.